Molecule: messenger RNA, 573 nt
Organism: Cinara cedri
Lineage: Eukaryota; Metazoa; Arthropoda; Insecta; Hemiptera; Aphididae
Source: the annotation of a GenBank genome assembly
AUGAAUCCCUCUAACCCAAAUUUUACUCCGGUAGCAGAGACCGUAUCGAAUUUAGAUCAAAACCAAAUAGAAACAGAACUUAUAAAAAGAGGGCUUAUUACUUCAGGAACGCUAUCCGAAUUAAGGACUAGACUGUUACAAUAUCUCAUGGGUAAAUCUAUACCCACUGGUUUUACGAAAUAUAAAACACCUACUUCCAACCAAGCAAAUGACAACGAAAAAACCACAAAAAUGACUAGUAAAAAACCAUAUUUCAAACCUGGAACCUUCUCGGGACUAAAUUGGGAAAAUUUUGAAUCUUUCAUCAAUAAAUACAAUAUGUCCGCAUCAAUUAAUGACUGGUCUGACGAAGACAAAAUUCGAUAUUUCCCGGGUUUUCUAGAGGGUACCGCAUUAAAAACAUAUGAAAAUAUACCAGAUAACAGUGAUAUAAAAACUAAAUGGUCAAAUUUUAAAAAACAUUUUCGAAUACAAUUCGAACCUACCGCCCAAAUUGACAUUCUUCGUUCUCAAUUAGAAAAACGAAAACAAAUAGAUGACGAACAACCCAUGGUAUAUAUAACUGACAUAUAA